GUCCAUUCUUGGCCAUCGCUACGCCAACACGUACUUUGAUUCUAUGCGCUCUAUUUGAUCUCUCCCAUUUCGCUAUCUAAAUCUGUUACGUGUGUUAUUUCGCUCAUUCCCGUUUCGUGCGUGAGUGUUUCGUUGGGCAGGACGGAUGGCAUGACGUCACGUUUCCCAUGACGAGUAGCCACUUCAGGAAGAAACAUUGCAUCAUUAAAAAUUGAAAAUCAAACAACUCUUUUCGAUCGAAAGAAAAUGUGGCUGAUUCAAUGUCGAUAGCUUUUGAAUUGCUCCAGCUAUUCGAUUGGCGGACUAUCAACUGGCGUGAACUUUUCCCAUUCAACGCUGAUUGGCAUAUCGCAGAAAGUGCAUAAAGAAUUUCUCCAAAAGUUUUCCGGCAAAAGGAGAAGAAUGGAUCUUAUUCUAUAGGCAUUCCAGUUACUCAAGGACCUGUCACUUGUCCUUUUUUGCCCGAGACGCCUCUCAAGUGUCAGGCAUUCUAAAUCGCCUCCUAUAUACAUAUACACAAGCAGUCAAAAGGGGAAAAAGAACAAGCCAACCGCUAACGUCAUCUUGAAGUGCAUCGUUUCAAAUAAAAGAAUUCUCUCGUCGAUCUCGCAACGCCAGGUAAUGAACUAAAUCGGAUCCACAUGAAGAAUCCCAGUCAUCACGUUCGCUAUCGAGACAAUUAAAAAUUCCAUAAAAAGAAAAAAGAAAAAAAAAUUGUGUUCAUUGGUGCAUGGAAAAAACUACAGCGCAUUUCAGGACACCAUGGCAACAAUGACGAUCAUGCUGAAGGCUGUUUUGAUGUUAUUCUUCUGCUUGCUGGCCAUGCUGGCAGGUCCAGUUAAAGCGGAUUGGACGGCCACAUGCACGGCUGGCUGCACGUGCAAAUGGGCCGAUGGCAAGAAAGUAGCCGAAUGUCCAGGCGCUGGAUUCACGACGAUACCCGAAAAUUUAAGCCCCGAAAUUCAAGUGCUCGAUUUGAGAGGCAAUCAGCUGGGCGUGCUGGUCAACCGGGCCUUCUCCUCCGUCGGCCUCCUCAAUUUGCAGCGCAUUUUCUUGCGCAACUGCAGCCUGACGCUGGUGGAAAAGGACGCGUUCCACGAUCUCAACAUCAUGGUGGAAGUGGAUCUGUCGCACAAUCAACUGCACCGCUUCCACCCCGAAACGUUCACCAACAAUGAGAAAUUGCGAUCGCUUUCGCUGAGUCACAAUCCGCUGGAGAAAUUGGAAGCCCACCAAUUUCCUCCGUUGCCCAACUUGCGCAGCCUGGAGCUAGUCAAAUGCCAACUGGAAAUGGUGGACAAGAAAGCGUUUAUGCACCUCAGCAAGUUGGAGACGCUCAAACUGUCGGCCAACAAAUUCACCAACCUCAAGCCGGAAGUGUUUCUGCCGCUCAACAAACUGAAGAGCCUCGAUCUGCAGGAUAAUCCGUGGAAUUGCGAUUGCCGUCUGUUGGCCCUCCGCGAUUACCUGUCCGAGGCUAACCUCAACUCGACUUUGACGUUGUGCACCGAGCCGGAACACUUGAAAGGUAAACCGUGGAGUCGCUUGGCUGCCGAGGAUUUCGCUUGUAAGCCGCUGAUCGACGUUAACGAACCGCAUGUCGAAGGCCGGCUAGGAUUUGACGUCACGUUCAGCUGUCGCGUCAGUGGCAAUCCACCGCCCACCAUCUGGUGGGUCCUUCAAAACCGACAGAUUGUCAACACGACGACGGCGUCGCAGAGCGAGCAGUUUGUCAUCCGCCAGUCGACCCAUCCGACCAAAAUUAAUCCGUCGAUUGCUUCGCUUCACGCCGAACCGCAGCAACCCGAAUUCGAGUAUUGGAGCAACUUGACAUUGCGACGCAUUAGCGAGCAAGAUGCUGGCCAGUACCGAUGCAUCGCCCGCAAUAAAGGCGGUCAAGUGGAUGCCAAUGUUUCAUUGCAAACGCCUCCGGCUCCCGUCACCAUCCUCAUCGAGGAGGAGACGGGAUUGAUGUCGUACACGACGGCCAUCACCUUGGCAGUUGUCGGCGCCCUUGUUUUGCUCGUUGGACUAGUCCUGCUCAUCGUCUGCCUCGUCCGCCGGGUGCCAAAGAGGAAGCAGCCGCAGCCACGCGACGGCAGCGCCGCCAAAUUGAACGGUUCGGCCAAAACGGUCAACGGAAACGGAUCGAUUGCGGCCGUUUCCGAACAGGAGAAAUCUCUGCUGGACAUUGAAAUGGAUCAGCACACGUCGCUGCAAAAUGCCUCGACCGACGGAUACCAUGCCGUCUCUCAAACGGAUAUCGACGCCCAGCAACACAUGCAAAUGCAACUUCAAUUGCGUCAUCAGCAGCUGCAGCAGCAGCAGCAACAACAAAUGCGGAUGAUGCACGGAUCCAACACGUACAUUCCGGGCGAUCGCUACGACACUAGUCGAGUUCCUGAAAGUCUGACAAGGCACUUGAUGAUGUUGGACGGAUGUCAAGUGCAACAAAAUCCCGACGGAUCCUUCUAUCCGGAUUUGCUGGACAUUCCGCACAGAGGGGCCCGAGGCGGCGGAUCACCUAGUACUCAUUCGGGCGCGUCCAAUGAAACGGCCAAUCACCAACAGCAGCAUAUGAUGAUGUCGACGUUGAGUGCCGCUCAACUUGCCGGACAUCCCAGUUACGGCGUGAUUGGUCUCCAUCCGCCGCUCCAGUUUACGGACAGCAGCAGCACGACGAGCAGCACGGCCGUUUUACUUCCAGUCGGAGCCCGACCUGGAUAUGUGACGCUGCCCAGAAGACCUCGACCGAGGAUGCCCAGCUGGGCUAGUUCCCCUCCACCCAUGUCUUCUUCUUCACCCGGACCUGGUUCGUUACCUGCGGAAGAACCGCAACAACCUUUGUACGAUACGAUAGGACCACGUGUGACGGCUGAUGGAUCAUCAACGUCGGCGUUGUCGCUCAACAAAAUUGCCGGCCUGACACCUAAUCCUUCGUCGGGUCUCAGUCCGCGCAUGCAAUCCAGCACGCUCAGCCGAGGGCACAAGAUCUCUCUUCCAGCUUAUUACGUGCCCAUCGAGGAAGUGGAUAUUCCGCCUCCGUCCCCGCUGGUCCAGCAACGACGCGAUCAUCAGCAAAGCACGCCCAACAUCCUAUCGAAUGGUCAAUACGAAGAUCAUCAUCAUCAUCAUCAUCACCGGAUGGGUCGUGAGCCGGUGCUUGGCUAUUUCAACAACAACAACAACAGCAGUACGCCGAUCCGGCGGGCGGAUGACAGCGAGACGCAACAUCUCCUCAACGAUUCAUCGACGCCCACCAGCGCCAACACGUCAUACUCUAACGCGGCGCCCGAGGUGAUUUCCCCCAUUCCGGAUUUCCGCACGGCGGGAAGCCGGGCCAGCGUAUCCAGUCUGAGUAGCAAUACAGGCCUGAGGAGGAAAAUUGCCCCGGCCGUGCCCCCCAAACCGCCCGGAUCAAUAGUUGUCGCUCGGCCGGCGAGUGUCGUGCCCUAUCACGAUGACGUCGCUUCGCCGGCCAAAGUAGCGCCCAAACCGCCACCCAAACCGAAGAAAAGACUUUCGACGACGGGCGAUUCGGUCAAAUUAGAAGAUCUAGAAAAUGGCGGCGGUGAUAGCGGUGGCCAGGCAGCCUACGAAGACGAGGGUGAAGACGGAACGGAAGUUUGAAAUAUAAAUAGGGAAGUAAGAAAAAGAAAAGUGUGCCUUAAAAAAUAAUUUGAAGUUCGUGAGGCAUUCGCCUGCGGGCAAAAAAAGAAUUGACGGAACCAUUUUUGGCAGACCUGGAAAGAGAAAUGCUGGAACAUUGAAACGUUUCAUUUAGUACACACCGUCUUAUUGCAGAUGUGUGUGUACACAUUCUGUGUGUGCGUCUACGUAAUUUUUUUUUGUGUUUAAUUCCAAUUUUUGCAUCAAAAUUGUUUUGAAACCUCCUACACAAAAAUGACCAUUUUUCCUGUGUUUUUCCCGUUUUUUUUUUCUUUUCUUUUCGUUCGUUUAUUAUUAUCAUUUUUCCCUCCUUCACGCGAUGUAUUUUCAUGGUUCUUUAUAGUUUAAACUGUCAACGUGAAAAUAUGUACAUAAAAAUGUGAUGAUAGUGCGGAGCCGGAGAAAAUCCGAUUGAAUCCGAAGUAAAAUUAUUGCGCGUGUACAUAAGACAAAAAAGGAUGUGAGCAGGAAGAGUCAAAAGCUGAAAGAGAAAGUGAGACGUGCCAUCGGUAAUUAUUCUAAGGAAAUGCAAAAACAUUUCCCAUCUUUUUUUUUUUUUCGUUUUGUUUUUUACUUUGAUGCUGUUGUUCCUCCUCUUGCUCCUCCUCCUCUUCCAUUAGAACUUAACUGUAUACAAAAAAAAUACCAUGUCUCUUAUAUCCAUUCCAUCUUGUAUAUUUAGCUCAUUUAAUAAACGUGGAUGUGCUAUAAA
Daphnia magna is the source of this 4381-nucleotide messenger RNA. RefSeq lists its product as uncharacterized. The record is from RefSeq and is a predicted model, not a curated record. The coding region runs from base 763 to 3630 and encodes 955 amino acids. Gene Ontology annotation, molecular function: protein binding. Lineage: Eukaryota; Metazoa; Arthropoda; Branchiopoda; Diplostraca; Daphniidae. The transcript has 3 exons.